Molecule: messenger RNA, 270 nt
Organism: Alternaria postmessia
Lineage: Eukaryota; Fungi; Ascomycota; Dothideomycetes; Pleosporales; Pleosporaceae
Exons: 1
Coding region: 1-270 (89 amino acids)
Source: RefSeq, a predicted model, not a curated record
AUGUCUGCUCCCAACGCCAACAACCCCAACGAGGGCAUCAUCGGCCAGGCCGUCAACUCUGUCAAGAACGCCGCCAACUACGUCUCCGAGACCGUCCAGGGCCAGUCCGCUGAGGCCUCCAAGGAGGGCAACAAGCAGCAGGCCAAGGGCAACGUCCCCGGCCAGGACUCCAUCACCGACCGUGCCUCCGGUGCUCUCAACGCUGCUGGUGACAAGAUCAACCAGGAGAAGCACGAGGGCUCCGCCGAGGCCAACAAGCGCUCCAUCUAA